AUGAAUCCCACAUUCUCAGCCCAAGUACUCAUCGGAGUCUCGGCUGCCUACUUCAUCUGGCCAGGCGGACCGGUCCCCAGGGUCAACCACCACGUUGUGGCCUCAGCCUGGUCCUCUCUGUCAAAGCUCCCUUGGAGUAGUGCGUCUUCCUCCACCAACUCACGCUUGCCCUACGAGAAAGAUAGGUCGUCCGCAGGCGGGUUCAGAAACUCGUCUAUCGUGUCUCUGGAAGAUGUUUUACCGAACUCGACAACUUCAGUUUCCGCGAAGUUCUCUCAAGACGGUCUGGAAUCUUUCUCUGACCAGACGUACGCAGUUAUGCUUUUCGUCGUGUUGGGAGUAUUUGGUUUAGUAUUGUGGGUUUGGUUGGCACGGUGGAUGGCUAUCGAUACGCAGGUUCGUCAGAGUGUUGAGGAAAAGAAAAUCGGUCCAGUCAAGAAGGUCCUUGCUUCGGUCAAGAUAUUGCUCAGUCCCAUAGCUGAUAAGAGUCUCAUACCAGUCAAAGGAAGCUUCGUUUCAGUUCAGCAAACAUUCGACCCAGUCGUCAAGAAGGUUAUUUAUCCGAUUAAGAAAGUCUUCAGCCCAUUUAUCACAAUAUCUCUCAACCCUGUCAAAAGAUUCUUUGCCCUAGUCAAAGCAGUGAACAUACUCGUCUUGAACGAGACCUUCGGUCCAACCAAGGGUAUGCAAGAAGGGGAAGCCGCCAUGGUGAAGGCCAUUAUCGAUGAGCGGAUAGAGCAACUGCAAAUAUCUGUCGACGGGCUGAAGAAAAAUUGCGGUACUCUUGAGAAACGCGGCGAGCAGAUUCAACAACAGUUGAAUAGGUUCAGUUCCAGGAUAGAAUCCAUCAAUCAGUGGCAACGAGAGAGUGAGUUUUAUUUCAUGCGGCCGAAUGAGACCAGAGGCAGGAGGGCUGAUGAAGAAGCGUAA
Molecule: messenger RNA, 930 nt
Organism: Aspergillus nidulans FGSC A4
Lineage: Eukaryota; Fungi; Ascomycota; Eurotiomycetes; Eurotiales; Aspergillaceae
Exons: 1
Coding region: 1-930 (309 amino acids)
Source: RefSeq, a predicted model, not a curated record